Ornithodoros turicata is the source of this 4744-nucleotide messenger RNA. RefSeq names its product potassium channel subfamily K member 1-like. NCBI's taxonomy places the organism in Eukaryota, Metazoa, Arthropoda, Arachnida, Ixodida, Argasidae. Gene Ontology annotation, molecular function: potassium ion leak channel activity; outward rectifier potassium channel activity. The transcript has 5 exons. The record is from RefSeq and is a predicted model, not a curated record. Gene Ontology annotation, cellular component: plasma membrane. The coding region runs from base 389 to 1444 and encodes 351 amino acids. Gene Ontology annotation, biological process: stabilization of membrane potential; potassium ion transmembrane transport.
UUCCGCUCGCUCUCUCCGACACCACCUGUAGCAGACGACUUUGGACGUCAACGGUGGUGACGGUCUUGCGAUAUCUCCAAUCGGUUGCCCAUGUGACAUCCAGCGGGGCUUUAAAAGUCGCCCAAACGGGCCAGCUUUAAGGAGUUAUCGUCGACAGAACCACCGUUGACAAGUCGCCGACUUCUCGCGUCAGCUUCCAGCAAGGGGGAGUCCAACUUCAGCCACCGCUCAUUCAAACCCCGCUUGCAAUGGCGUUCAACGUGCAAGAACUGUUACACAGCCUCCUGUUCCACCGUAUUUCUUGAUCGGGACGUGCUUCUCUUCAGAUCUCACCUUUGUUUUCUCCGUGCUUCUUGUGAGUGCUAUUUCUUGGUGGUGUGAAGCCUGAAUGGCCGAAAACAGCAUCAUGCUGGGAAGCACCUUACUUCUACUGGGAAAGGAGAAGAAUGUGGUGCACGCCGCGCACUACAGGCAGCUGAUGGGAGUUCGUCGAAGUAAUUUCCUGCUGGCCCUUCUGUUCCUCAUGCUGUUCAGCUACCUCUGUUUCGGGGCCUUCAUGUUCUGCAGCUUCGAACGGCCCGGAGAGUUGGAGAGGCGCAGAGCCUUGAAAAGCUUUCGGGCCAUGUUUCUGAGGGAGCACCCGUGUCUAACUGAUGAGGCUCUGGAAAACUUCAUAGUGGAGAUAGUGAAGGCUCAUGAGAACAGGGUGUCUCCGAUCAAGAAUGUCACCAAUGACCCAAACUGGAGUUUCGGUCAUUCUUUCUUCUUUUCGAGCACAAUCAUUACAACUAUAGGAUAUGGCAACAUCACACCGCUGUCGACAGGCGGCAAAAUCUUCUGCAUUGUGUACGGUCUGAUCGGGAUCCCCUUGACCUUGAUCCUGCUCUCUGCCUUUGUGGAGCGGUUGCUGAUUCCGGUCACCUACCUCCUUCAGUUCCUCAACUCCAGGCUGGGACAUCUUUACCAAGCGUUCAACAUACGCGUGCUACACCUCUUUAUUGUUGGGUUGCUGGUGGUGGUGCUGUUUUUCUUGGUCCCUGCUACCAUCUUCUCCUACUUGGAACCAGAAUGGAACUAUGUGGACUCCCUGUACUACUGUUUCAUCUCCCUGACUACUAUAGGCCUGGGAGACUACACACCUGGAGACAGUUACAACCAACCCUACAGGCCACUGUACAAGGUCGCUGUCGUCGGCUACCUCCUUAUAGGGCUCACCUCAAUGAUGCUGCUGCUGAAUGUCCUCUAUGACAUACCGCAGCUCAAUAUUGGCAUCUUCUUCCUGCUCAAGAGCGACGAAAUGACAAACGACCCUGAAAAGGUUCGUCUCCAUCAUGGCCUGGGUCCCAAAUACACCCAACAGGUUGAUGAACCUGCUCCGCCUUCCAUCCGCCACAUCAAGGCCCACCCUCCCCUCUCCUCCUCGUCGCCAGAGGACAACCCCUGACCCCCAUCGCAGCUCAUACCCCUCCCGCAAGGAUUUGGUGCGCUGUGACAGCAUGGAAUCAAAACAGACAGCAACAAAUCUAUGCUCCUCUAAGCAGAUCAACGCUGCUAUUGUUGUUGGUUGUAUCGGAGACUCUGUUGGACUCCUAACUGUGUUCACUAGAUGUGCUAGAAAAGAAAAGAAACGAAGGUCAAGACUGGACGGGUUGCCGUGACGAUCACAACGGUACACAAAGUGUAGGAGGCGAGUUAGGCAGCACAACGAAACACAACUACGAUUACUGCUGGCACAAAACUGACGCGCCAGUAGGAUAAUUAAGAGGCCACGAUGGGCGAUGCGCGGCUACGAAUAUGGUUCUUAAUGAGGCAUGGCGAGCGUCGUUGCAGUGCCAAAAACAUCCACUAUGAAAGGUUCUUCCUCCAGAUAUGGAGUUCACAUGCACAUGAAGAGAUAUUGUUCCGAAUGCGUUCCUAAUUUCAGUUUAGGACGAGAGUAUGGUGAGGGCUUAUGGAAAAGGGGUGUUACAUAGCCGCUGCAAUUUUUCCUCGAAGGAAUCAAAACUGCCACACCAAUGCCUACUUCUUAGAAGACCUGCUAGUGGUAACGAGCGAAAACACCUCAACAUGUCGCCUACGCAGACGAUAUUGAUAAUUUUCCCAACACAUUCCAGCUGUAUUCGAAGCUUCUUGAAUCAAGAAAAUGUUACGUGACAACUGGUGUGCAGGCGUGUGUAGCGACACAAGCCCUAGUCAAGGGAGAAUAACAUUAUUGUUUUGCUUUCAUUUUCCCGAUGUAUAUCGCACACUACUCACAAAAACAAGCUGAGCUAUUUUACUUUCCGCACAACAGAAGGGACGCAGGGGCACGCGAAAGUCGCUUCUGCCUAACGCUGCCUGUGAAGUGUCAUCUCAUACCAAUGCAAGCACGAUGGGGUCUUCCCUAAAUGAUGCAUACAUAGAAUGCCUGCCGAUCCCCGUUUUUAUCAUGCGAUUGCCUGACAAGACAAUUUCUAUCACCCGAACACUUCCACGUAUACUCCGAGCUAUAUUUGUAGUACCUCCUUUUUCUCCCUAAAUGUCCCCAGCAUGUGAUUUCAUGACCACUCUAAAUCUUGUGAAGCAACAUCUUUAAACGAGUUUCGCUUUCCACCAAGGAAUACCAGUCACAUUUUCCCAGCUCACUGUGUCGUCCCUUUCGCAUCUCGAUGUCGACCUUAACUAGCCAUGUGCAAAUCCGUGUCCAAACCGUGUCCACUGAACUAUGCUACUAAAAGCUACGGAGCCUCGACUUUUUCCCCCCCCAAGGGCUUUCGGAGAUUUAUCGUGUGCCUGAACUUUACUCUGAGAUGACUGAUGCGCAACACCAUCGACCUAGUCUGUCAAGAGCGAAAGUGCGCUAUAUUUAUACGCUUGCUUCCAUCAAAAAUCUACAAAUAAUUUACUGUUAUUAAAAUUAAGAUGCAUUGUAAAGAUAUCCCAUCCUACAACUUCAUAUCAGUGCCUCAUUCUAGUGAUCUCACACGUACCACCGUAAUGCAAUGGAAAUUUACUGUUUGAACACUUUCACUGCGGAGAGUAAUUAAACCUACGCUCAUAUGUACAUUGUUAUCGGAUCAAAACAACACUAAUGUGAUGCUACAGAGUGCUUGCACUCGCAGCACCACCUUUCUAGUCGUUGCUCUGAAGAUUGCCGUUUCCAUGGCAACGGUAUAGUCACCUUCUAGAAAGACAACCAAUAGAAAGAUACAGAAAUGAAACCUUGCCACAACACGAACACUCUGGCUGUAACAUCAUGUGGAAACGUUCUACAGUUCUAACUUAUAACAGAGUGCCAGGUCAAAUCACAUAAAAUGCUUAGGUACCAAAGCAACAGAUUAAUAUAUUCGUAUUGUCGUAUUUGUCAGACUUAAUGCGGGAGACUCACAAAAUAUUUGGUUAGGUUUGUGUGCCUACGGAAAACCGUGAUACCGUUUUAAAACACAGGUAAGCACAAGCUUACUGUUGUUUCUCUGUGUCACUACCUGUGCCACAGUACAUGAAGCUUGGGCACCACACCCAAACUGCUGAACUGCAAUUAAAUUAAGCAGAAAUUACAAGUUAGUAAUUACAAGGUGAAUUACAAGACAGAGUUGUAAUGAAAAGAAAUGACAUUGUUUUCCUUUGCACAAUGGACGUAGACAUCAAGGUUAAAGGUAACUAGAAAUUGGUCAAUAAAAUGCAGUCUACAAAAGAUUUCGAAUAGAGCUCAAUUGCGUUGAUCUGGAACUGAAUCCAUGAAGUUUUCUACAUAUUAUGUGGAGCCAAACAGAAAUAGAAAUUCGUUUUCAGUUCAAAGUACUGCAUGCUACCGGGUUUGACGAACACGUGCUACUAGGGUAUCUCACACAUUGGUAAACAGAAAACUACCUUCAAUCAUGACGAAUCAUAUCAUACACUCUUUUCCUUGUGAUAUCACUGGCACACACUGGAAUCGGUAUUUGCUGUUGUAUCUCUACUACAUAAGCCUGUACAUAUGAUACGCUACAAGAAGUAUGAGGUAUACUCAUUUCAGUGUGACGUACGUACAUAUAUUUAUGUGUGUAACAGGGUGUUGUCAGCGCAUCAUCUCAAUGUGAUAUAUUUAGUGGGGCCGUUUUUAAGGUACUUCAUUACAAAUUUUACUCAAAUAGUGUACCUUUUAACGUAGAGGAUCUUGCACAUGGUGAUCAGAAAACAGCGAUACAUCGCAUCACGAACACAGAACUGAUCAGUGGCAUGGACUAGAUGCUUUGUGAUAUCCGCAUUCCCUGCUGUGAAUCACCAUUACUGAGGUGGUGAAGCCACAGUGCACAGUCCCCUCAAACAGUAACACAACAGCAGGCAUGGUUUGUAUUUCCGUUCCAGCUUUUACUCAGAAAUUUUGCUGGUUGCCAAAGAAGGAUUUUGUGUGUGCACCUACAGCUAGGGCAUGUUAAUAUCACAGAGUUUAUGACACAUGCAAGGCAUUUUUCUCUUCUGUUUUCACGAAGCUGGUGUUGCUAUUUCUGAUCAUUGUGUGCCAGUAAAUAAACUAUUUUAUGGCACGGGGGCAACCCACGCCACGUUUGUACAGCAUGAGAGAUGGAAAUGUUGCAAGCUUCAACGCUUCUUAUUGUGUUGUACUUGACCGGAGAGGAAGAAAUCAACUUCAACUGGAUUAAACUCAUUUGCAUUGUACAAAAUCUAGGAUGAUUCUACUUGGCUUAUCGUGUCUGUGUUCUUUUCCAAUCUAGGAAGCUGUGCCCACUGUCACAAUUAAGAAAAUAAACGUGACUCAUGUCGA